AGUCCUGUUGGCGCCCCUCGGCGUCGUAUGUUCAAAGUGAGAACAGGGAUGAACCCAGUCGGCAAAGAAGCGUGUCGCCAUGACAAUGCAAUUGUUAUUGUCAUUGACCAUAAACAAACCCCCAAAAAAAUACAAAAAAAUCCGAAACCCAAAAUAAUGAAUAAAUCCUAGUGGCCCUCACCUCACCUCACUUCUACUACAAUAAAUAAAUAAAUAAACAUCCCAUAAAUUAUGAGUGAAGAUAAUUCCCCUCAUUUGGACCUGAAACCCCCGGAAAUGCCCCCAGCCAUAAACAUGCAGAAUUCGGAAUUCCAAAAUCUAACGUCCGCCGAGAAGCUGAACGACAGUGAGUACCGAAGUUUCAUAUACCGCGCCUUUCCGAACGAGCGUAUCUGCGCAUGCUCCAUAGAUCCCCACGGCAAUGAAAGCGCUUCCGUCAGAAAAUGUCCUGGGAGUUGCAAGAACACCUGUUGCAACAGAACUCAUCCAACUGUUACAAUAAACAAGAACAACUGCGGAAAUCCCGAGGGUAAGAAUUCCGAUUCCGCCCGCAGUCAGUUCGACAACGAAGUUCGCCUGCGCGGCGGCGGUUGCGAGGAUCUGUACCGGAAGUGGGAGGAUCUGGACACAGGGAGGAUUCCCCGAGUUCAACAUCCCCCCAAUUGUCCUCCCAUCAACAACAACAGCUCUCCGAACUACUACUACACGACCCGCACGGCGAGUUUUCCCACUGAACCACUGGGGAAUCCCCUGAAUUCCUCGUUAAAAUGUAAAACGGAUCCGAAAAAUUGCGGGGACGGACCGUGCAUUGGGGCCGAUUGCUUCCUCCGGACACUGAGAGAAACUCAGGAGUUCGUUGACUCACUGGGUAGAGUUCCAGGAUUGGCAGGUCUUGGACUAGAGGAUCCGUCGGAGAGUCCUUACUUCAGGAAAAAUGAAUCUCCAUCAGAAGACAUUGAGCCGGCGCCUGUGAAGGAGUCAAAGAAGUGUAGGAGAAAUUCCCGGAGACGGAGUCACCAGAGGACCCAGAACAGCGACGAUCCGGUUCUGAUCAGGACGAAGCCCUUUACCCUGCCAUCCUCCGGAAAGAAAGAAUCGUUCCGAGGAUCUCCUUUACCUUCAGUCGAUCCGGACAGUCUUCGAAAGCCCGAGGAAGUCCGCGCGGACGGAAUAGGACCCUGCGGUGACUUCGGCUGCAGGUCUCGGAGGAAGGCCCGACCCCCGGCCACGAGCUCCCACGAGCUCGUCAAGGUCACGGACAGGGAGAGAAGGAAUUCUAAGCGAAGUUUUCAGCGGAGAAGGCUGAAUCGACGGAGAAAUCGUGGAGUAGUACCAGUUCACGGGGGCGAGGAGUUGCGAUCCUCUCGGCGGAGGAUCAAAUACGUUUACUUGGCCGGAGAUGGUUAUCCUGGAGUGACGUUUGGCCACAAGAAUUGCAACGACCCGAGGAAGAGAGUCCCCGCUAACAUGGGAUGGCUGUGGAACGAGUGUCAGGCCCUGGGACGGCUCAAGCCGCGUGUCGGAUGGCGACCUGGCGCCAUCUCGCGGACGAUGAAGGAGAUUAUCAAGGAAACUAGGGCCGGAGCUCUGGAAGACACCAGAUCGCGGUCCGCUCAUUCCAGGACCAAACUGAAGACCAGGAGUCAGACUUCGGUGAAGAAGACUCAGUCGAAGAGGCUCGACGAUGUGGAGGAGGAGGAACCCCCGCCCACUCUACACAUUCUCAGGCGGGACGGCACCUAUUAUGUUACUAUGUAUCCUAUUAAGCAGGAGGGCAUAGAGGUGCCGCGGCUUGAGGUGCCGAUGAAACCGCUGCAGUUUAAGAUGGUUAAGGAUAAGGAUGAGACUGACACCGAGAGCUCCACUGCUUCCGAUAUUGAGAUUGAGUUCUCACCACCUGCGGCGGUUAAUAGGUACAAGAAGAAACCGGACGUUGUGCAUGUCGAUGUCCAGGUGAAGCAGCAGGAGAUUCUUGAUGCCUUCAAGCCUGUGGGUGAGAAGAAGAAGGGGAGAAAGGGGAAGAAAUAAUGGAAAGUGGCGGCAAUUAUAGUCAUCCGCAUCGGUUAUCGACGCGUUUGAUUAAUUAAUUAAUUGAUAACAGAUAAGUUUGGCAAUGGAGUUCUGCGUUUUAUAAAAUAGUUUUUUUGGUGUUCGUCUGCGGGAGGAGUAGCAUAAUUGGAGGGUUAAUUGAUCUAUUUCUCAUGAGAAUGAACAGCGGACAUUGAUUACGAAUUACUUGGACAGCUCGACGUGAUUAGAGGCGGGUAAUGAGAUGUAACUGGAGCAUGUGCAUUGGCCGAUUGGAUUGUGUUUAAUCAAUUGUCUCAACCCCAUUUCUCAGAGUCAAUCAAUCAGUUGCGAUUCGAGGAACUUUUGAGGGGAUUGAAAAAGGAAGAUAAUGAGAUUCGAUAUUUCUAGAGCAAUUCUCAUUAAUUACAAAUAACUGAGCAUAAUAGAUAACAUUGUUAACGAAAGGUCACUUUCAUAAAGUAGAAAGCAGUAAAAAACAAAGUUGAUAGUUCAUUUUAUUUUUCAAUUUGAAAAUUUCCACAAAAAAAUUUGAAUUUGAUAAGGGGGUUUUCUAUGUUAUCACCAGCGCGUAAAAAGUAUGCCAAUGAGGA
Diachasmimorpha longicaudata is the source of this 2621-nucleotide messenger RNA. RefSeq lists its product as uncharacterized. Bases 232 to 2028 code for a protein of 598 amino acids. Lineage: Eukaryota; Metazoa; Arthropoda; Insecta; Hymenoptera; Braconidae. The record is from RefSeq and is a predicted model, not a curated record. The transcript has a single exon.